Molecule: messenger RNA, 2013 nt
Organism: Sphaeroforma arctica JP610
Lineage: Eukaryota; Ichthyosporea; Ichthyophonida
Exons: 18
Coding region: 1-2013 (670 amino acids)
Molecular function (GO): tubulin binding
Source: RefSeq, a predicted model, not a curated record
AUGAACUAUAACCAAUUGCACCACAUCGCGGUGGCGGCCCCUUCCAACUUGCGUAUCAGUGGGCUGGAAGCCCUACUGCUACUGUGCCAAGAGAUGUCGCCGAUGGUUGCACGCCACACGGCACGCAUGUACGCUAUCAUUGAUUGCCUUACGGACAAGAAACAGGAGGUCAGAGACGGGGUGUUGGCAGUCUUCCUGCAGUUGGCGAUCAUUACAACCCCCAAGACCGUUACCGAGAGACUGCAGCCUGCUUUCGCGCACAAGGCGUGGACAAUUAAUCAGCAAGCGCUGGUCAUCACAAAAGAGCUGCUGAAAGUAUACAAAGCUCAGCUCAUCGAUAGUGUAUUAAUCAACCACGUGUUCAAGCUGUUGAGCGCCGCCAAACCAGAUGUGCGCGAGGAAGCUACCAGCACACUAGCGUGUAUGUACGAGCUAUUGGAUCACAACAACCGACCGAAGUUCCGAAGUGGUAUUGAGCGCCGCAGACAACCCGGCCACUCCUUAGAUACCGUCUGGGCUGCGCUUAACAACGUCGACAAGUGUUCAGCUCCUCCGCCCGAGACGUUCCCAACACCUCCGAGUAAUUCCCAGCCAGUCGCCACCAGGCCAAUGGCGGCCGUACCCACACCUAAAAGGGAACCGUCGAAAAACAAGACCACCAAGUCCAAAUACACCCUCAUCGACGAGCACGAGUUCUCGGACUUCUCCAGCUGCGAGCCCUUGCGUUGGGCUGUGACUUCAGACAUGCUGGAAGGCACCAUUACACGGUUGGAGAAGUUCUCGGUUGAAGACUGGGACAAAAGGCGAGAUGAGUUGCGGACGAUGCGAACGUACCUCAACAGUGACGUCACAGCCCUGCCAGACUACAUGUCACAGGCCAAGCGCAUCAUCCCGUUCAUCGGGGACAACAUGGCCCUGGACUUGAGGUCUCAGGUGUCCAAGGAAGCGUGUGUGACUCUGUGUCAUCUGGCCCAAACUAUGGGACCGCACUUCAAGGUAUUUGUCCCGGAAGUCAUCAGCGUGCUCAUGCGGCUCCUGCAUCGCAACCAGUUUUUUAUACAGUGCUCGGAUUGUACAAUGAAACGGAUUCUCACCGCAUGCGCCAAUCCCGCGCUGAUCUCCAAGGUGUUUGUGCCAAUCAUACGCGACAAGUUCGAUCUGAUCCGUUCGAAAACGGCCGAGUUGAUGCCGUCCAAGUUCAAAGAAAUGUUACAGCGUGAACGGAUCAAGCACGGAUUGGGGUUAGAAGACGCCAACACCUGCAUCAGCCGCAAGGAUAUCAGUCGCACAGACAUGACAACACGCACACAAACAUCUGUCCACAGCCCUUACGCUGCCAGAGGAGUGCAGGCACAGGCACAGGCACACACACAAGCACACACAAGCACACAUGCACAGCCAGCUAUGAUGGCUGCGAAUGAAGCAACCCCGGUGCGUAUGAAGUCCUCCGUGUCCACACGCCCUGCCAGUGCUAUGCGAAUCGGUCGACCGGGCCAAGCCCCCACUAACAGGAGCACUGGCGCUGUAGCUGGUACGGCUGGUAAAGGAUCCCGAAGUUCGGCCGCUCUUUUUGGCGCGCGAAGUAACGGACACAGCGCAUUUACGAAUAAAGCCUCACAUCCAAUGAGAUCCACGACGGCAGCUCAGCUAAAGAAUACGGCACAGUCGCACACCGCUGGAAGCAUGGCACGCGCACGCAGUGCAUAUUCGCACUCGGCCAUUUCCAAGGUCAGGCCUGGUAACCAUGGCAACGGGAGCAGUAGGGCGAAUGAACCAGCAGGCGAGGUUUACAGUGACAAGCCGCAGACGAUUACGAGCGAGCAUCUGGGCAGGACUGCGUCACUCAAAACCAAAGGGCGGACAGUGACGAAGCAACUGAGUCACCAGUUGUCACUGCCUGUGCGCGGACGGCAAACAAACGUACCACCACGUAUCCAAGAACAUAGGAUCAAUACUGGCAAUGUAGACAAGGCUCGCGGCAAUCGUGAACAUAUUAUGCAGGGUAAUAAAUAA